Molecule: messenger RNA, 1499 nt
Organism: Notodromas monacha
Lineage: Eukaryota; Metazoa; Arthropoda; Ostracoda; Podocopida; Cyprididae
Source: the annotation of a GenBank genome assembly
UAUCCGGAAUAUUUUGAGAGAAGUGCAGUUUUGCUUCGUGCACAUCGGGAAAAACUGGUGAAGGAUUCCUAUCCGGAAUAUUUUGAGAGAAGUGCAGUUUUGCUUCGUAGCACAUCGAGAAAAACUGGUGAAGGAUUUCAGCGUCGGACAUUUCAACAAGCGGUGAUAUGGAUUCGUCAGACCAAAUGGAAAUUAAAUUCUAUCAGAUGGUCAGUGAGCUGAGGAGCAAUUUCAAUGCGGGCGUCAUGGCACCUGUCAGUUUCCGAAAGGAUCAACUCAGAAACAUGAGAGCCAUGAUGCUGCAGGAAGCCGAUCGUUUGGCCGCUGCAACAAAGGCUGACCUUGGCAAACCUUAUCAAGAAUUUUACAUGUCAGAAAUCGUCCUGACCGUCAGCGAAAUCGAUUCGAUGUUAGAGAACCUGAACUCGUAUGUGGCCAACGAGGCACGCGCUCGUAGUUUGGCUACGAUGAACGACACCCUGGAAAUCCAGCAGUCUCCCCUAGGUGUCGUUCUUAUAAUCGGUGCAUGGAAUUACCCAGUCAGUCUCAUGAUGCUACCGGCUUUGGGGGCAAUCGCUGCUGGGAACUGUAUCGUGUUCAAGCCUUCGGAAGUCGCUUCACAUACCGAGACUGUGUUGACGAACGCGAUUGAAAAAUAUUUGGAUAAGGUGAAGAUUAUCCCCAUUCCUAUCAUUGAAGCUUAUUAUGUGUCAUUUGUUAUCCACAGUCCCUGCUACUUGGACAACACAGUGAACAUGAAAAUAGCCGCAAAACGUAUAAUGUCCGGAAAACUUUUGAACGCUGGACAAACUUGCAUCGCUCCGGAUUAUUUGAUGUGCACGCCUGCUGUGAGAGAUGCAUUUAUUCGGGAAGCGACGGAAGUUUUGAAGACUUGGUUUCCGGAAGGACCGAAAGACACUGAUGACUAUUGUCGCAUAAUCAAUGACGUGCGAUUUCAGUUAAGUUUUCUUCAAGCCUUGAAAUUGAAACAAUUGAUUGAGUCGAGUGGGAAAAUACAAAUUGGAGGCCAUUUCGAUGCCGCUUCCAAGUACGUUUCUCCAACAAUCCUGGUGGACGUGAAACUGUCCGAUCCCAUCAUGCAGGAAGAAAUUUUCGGCCCUGUUCUGCCAAUCAUUGUGGUUCAAAACCACGAAGAGGCAAUUUCUAUUAUCAAUCAAAGGGAUCAUCCCUUGACAACUUACGUGUUCUCGACGGACAAUAAAGUGAUUGACCAAUUUGCGACGAAAACGUCCAGUGGGAGCUUCGUCGUGAACGAAACUGUUUUUCAUUUUGCAGGCAAGUUUCAUCUGGUUUAUUUCUCGAGAUUAAAUUUUAAUUUGGUUUUUUUAAACAUGUCAGUCGAAUCCUUGCCAUUUGGAGGUGUCGGGAUGAGUGGCCUUGGAAAGUACCACGGAAAAGCUUCAUUCGACGCUUUUGUGAAUAAGCGAGCUGUAAUGAAGAAAACUUUCAACCCACUGAUUGAAACUGCUGGCGGGUGA